UUUGUCUUUUCUCCCUCCCCCAACGUAAGGCAAGAAAUGGAUGUCCUUUGUUUGCCAACACUCAAGAGAACUAGCCUGCCCUGAAGUCAAAACAACCAACCUAUGAAAGCUGGAGGGUUGGGCUUUUUCCUUUCUUUUUUUUAAAGGUCUGAAUGAGGUGAUGCUGACAGCUGAGAAGCAGGUCAGUCAAGUUUUGGGUGCUCUAUUACACAAGCAAGACACAGCCAGCCCCACUUAAUUUUGUUUCUCUGGCACCCUCAUGCUCAGUGGGACAUCGGUACACUUAACCCAUCUGCCUUCUCUAAUGCACGGCGACUCAUCCAAACCAGAACAGCUGUGAUAUAUUUCAGUUCCUGUUUGUAAACACUUCUUAGACUUGAAGAUUCUCCUUAUUAACACUGAUAUCAAGGAAGGAAGGCUACAAUGUUGAUCUCAGCCCAAAUUGUGCUGAUUUCAACUUUGUUUAGUUCACUGCUAUUUGGAAGCCAUGGGGAAGAAGGUCCAGAAAUGAACACAACACAAAGCACUGUAGAAGGCUUAAAAACAAGGGGAAAUCAAUCUGUGCCUUUGGAAAGUAUAGCAAAUUUAACCUCAGAUAAAGAAAACAGAGAAACCUCCAACCCCAAGGCAAGUAAUUCCCCUCUUGGGGAGCCAUCAAAUAAAACCCAUGGAACAGGUUUCUACCAUAAUCUGUCAACAGACAACCUUUCCAGGGGUCCGAGACCCACGCCCACAUUUUCCCCGAGCCCUCCCUUGAUCCACAGCUUUGUUUCUAAAAUGCCUUGGAACUCAUCUGUAGGGGAUAAGAAUCCUCUGCCAGCCUCAGCACCUCUCAAUGCUACAUCCACAGUAUCUUCCGAAAAUUUCACUUGGUCUCUGGUCAAUGAUACCAUGAAAGCUCCGGACAACAGUUCCAUGACAGUCAGCAACCCCCCUGCAGCGCCAAACACCACUUCUGUGACCUUCCUAAUAACGGAAUCAGACGGCUGGCCUACCACAACCGGAGACAGCUUGGUGGGGUUUACCCCCUAUCCAGAAACAACUUUACGGCCCACCUUGAAAUUCACCAACAACUCAAAAAUCUUUCCAAAUACAUCAGACCCCCAAGAAGAGAACAGGAAUACAGGAGUAGUAUUCGGGGCCAUUUUAGGUGCUAUCUUGGGUGCUUCGCUACUUAGUCUUGUUGGCUACUUGUUGUGUGGAAAAAGGAAAACAGACUUGUUUUCCCAUCGGCGACUUUAUGACGACAGAAAUGAACCAGUUCUGCGGUUAGAUAAUGCACCUGAGCCUUACGAUGUGAGCUUUGGGAAUUCUAGUUAUUACAACCCAACAGUGAAUGACACAUCUACGCAGGCAGCCCAAGAAAAUGCACGGGAUGGCAUUCCUAUGGAUGACAUACCUCCACUUCGUACUUCAGUGUAAAAAACUAAGGGGAAAAAGGCUUCAG
Messenger RNA from Vicugna pacos (alpaca), 1447 nucleotides. RefSeq names its product mucin 15, cell surface associated (gene MUC15). The record is from RefSeq and is a predicted model, not a curated record. Lineage: Eukaryota; Metazoa; Chordata; Mammalia; Artiodactyla; Camelidae.